Athalia rosae (coleseed sawfly) is the source of this 4200-nucleotide messenger RNA. RefSeq lists its product as uncharacterized. Bases 543 to 1877 code for a protein of 444 amino acids. Gene Ontology annotation, cellular component: membrane. NCBI's taxonomy places the organism in Eukaryota, Metazoa, Arthropoda, Insecta, Hymenoptera, Athaliidae. Gene Ontology annotation, molecular function: heme binding; heme transmembrane transporter activity. The record is from RefSeq and is a predicted model, not a curated record. Gene Ontology annotation, biological process: transmembrane transport; heme export. The transcript is spliced from 10 exons.
AUUUAAGUUUAGUUUCAGUCGGUGCCCAUCGUUCGACGGACUCGGUUCUUGAUACAUAAGAAAAAAAAAAAAAAUAAAGGAAUUAACAAAUAACAAAUCUCUACAGAGUCGAAACAUCGCCACUCCACGAGACGGAAGACGCGACCAACCAAUGAGACUCCUCCUAAGGCUGAUGGGAACCAAGCGCGCCAGUAUUAUUCGAAAUAUAUCGAACGCAUGAUUUUUAUGGUCACGAUAUAUUCCACCCCACAAUUAUCGAAUAGUAUUCGUCAAGUAUUAUUUAAUAAGUCGGUCGAGUGUUCGUUACCUCGUUUAUAAUAGAAAUUCCGCAUUUGUUGAGAGUGGCAAAUUGAAAAUAAAAGAAAAACAAAAAGUCAAACUCAUACGAAGAGUUGUCUUCUAAGGUGCAACGUUUACGGACGCGGAGGAUAUUAUUUGCGUGUACAUAAAGUGGCACAACCUACGGCUGGAUUCUGGAUCAGCAAACUACAGACGAGUCGACUACUUCAUCUGCAUUUUCCGAUCGUUCUGGAAGCCCGACGAUGUCUAAAAAUAAUGCCGAUUACUUGAAAUCCGUUGAAGGCGGUGUCGUACAACCAACGCAGGUCGUUGAAACGAAGGUGUUCAAACGAAGAUGGGCGAUCUUGGCAAUAUUCGUAUUCUACAGCGCGAGCAACGCGAUGCAAUGGAUUCAGUACAGCAUAAUCGCCAAUCUGGUCAUGAAAUACUAUGGGAUUAAUAGUUUCGCCGUGGAUUGGACCAGCAUGAUCUACAUGGUUCUUUACAUCCCGUUCAUAUUUCCAGCCAGUUAUCUUCUGGACAAAAUGGGUCUGCGGGUCGCCGCCAUUUUGGGUGCCGUAGGUACCGCGGCUGGGGCUUGGAUAAAGGUAUUCAGCGUCGCCCCGGACCGUUUUUGGGUAACUUUUCUGGGUCAUUCGGUCGUAGCUUUGAGUCAAGUCUUCGUUUUAUCGGUACCCGCACGUCUGGCGGCCGUCUGGUUCGGCCCCGACCAAGUGAGCAGCGCUUGCAGCAUCGGAGUCUUCGGGAAUCAGCUCGGCGUUGCCGUGGGCUUUCUUUUUCCUCCAAUGUUGGUACAAAAUAGCGACGACUUAGCGGUCAUUGGAAAGGGUCUUCAACUCAUGUUCUACAUCGUGGCCGCGAUUACAUCUGUAAUUUUGGUUCUCAUCGUACUCUUUUUCAAAGCGGAACCACCCCUUCCGGCAAGUUCGGCUCAAGCGGUUCAGAGGGAUGCUGAAACAUCGGAAAGUUUCAUGACUUCCUUGAAAACUUUGAUGACCAACAAGGGUUACCUAUUGCUCCUACUCAGUUACGCCAUAAACGUUGGGAUUUUUUACGCGCUCAGUACCCUCCUGAGUCAAAUAUUAGUGCACUAUUAUCCCGGAAGUGAAGCCGACGCUGGAAGAAUCGGUCUCGCCAUCGUGUGCGCUGGUAUGUUGGGAUCGGUCUUCUGCGGUAUCAUUUUGGACAAAUCCCACAGGUUCAAAGAGACAACGCUGGGUGUAUACGUAUUAUCAUUCGUGGGGAUGAUAGUUUUCACAUUCACAUUGGACUGCGGGCAAAUAUACGUCGUGUACAUAACGGCGGCGGUUUUGGGAUUCUUCAUGACGGGUUACUUGCCGGUUGGUUUCGAGUUUGCGGCAGAAUUGACUUAUCCAGAACCGGAGGGUACGUCCGCCGGACUUUUGAACGCCGCUACUCAACUCGUUGGAAUAUGUUUCACAACUUUGUCCGGAUAUCUCUUCAACGCCUGUGGUGCCUUUUGGUCAAACAUUGCUCUAUCCGUUAUGUUAGCGGUCGGAUGUCUCCUCACGUCGCUCGUACCGAACGAUCUCAGGAGACAAAAGGCCAAACUCUGAGUUUAAUCUGGAGAUUUAUUCGCUCCACAUCUCCUGAAACGCAUAACUAUAAAACAUGCAUUUUCCUGUAGAUAUAAAAAUGGCGGGUUACCAUCCGCUUGCCCCGUAUGAGUCCGAGUAAAACGCACAUGAAAAGAAAGAACCUCCUGAAAGAUAAAAAAACAAAAUCUUUCAUUGUUACAAUAUGGAGGUUUUUCUCAUUCAUCUCGUGACGUUGGUGAUAUGAUCGUUGAUAGUAUACAUAAAUAUUGUAACUAAUUGUUACGCCCUGCAGUAUAUUAUAUUAAGAAAAUGAUAUUUUACUAUUGAACAAGAAAAAGAUAAAAAAAAAAAAAAAAGAAAAAACGAUAUGAAAAAAUCUAAAAAGUAUUAUAUACGAUGCGUAUGCGAAUGAAAGAAAAAAAAUAUGGCAAACUUCAAAUGAAUCAAUAGUUUUGUCAAUUAAUAGCUCGCAUAUGGUAUAAAAUAAAUUAUCGGUAAGUUAUUGACAUUCGUUUAUAAUCAAUUGCUACGGCGCAUAAUCUAGUUUGUCUGUAAUAUCAAUGCGAAGUAUUAUUAUAAAUUAAUAAUGGUAUACGAGGUGUAGACAAAACUCUCGUCAAAACCUCCAAUGGGUACAUACAUAAUAAUUCCAUUCAAUGUUUAUUUUUUCACGGUUUGUUACGUCAAGAUAGAUAACGUUAGACAAUCUGUUUAUUUUUCAUUAUAUAAUUGGAAAAACGAAGCAUACGUCGCGAAUCGAUGGUACGAACACGUACCGAAAGUAUAGUGAGAAAUUUUAUUGCCGACAAAACGUUCAUACCUAAGUAAUGAAAAGGGAAAGAUGUUCAUCAGUGGAAUCUCAUAUUGACACACAUUAUUGACGAUGAAAAGUAUUAUAAGCGCAAAUAAAUUGGCGCGCGGUAUUAUUCAUUCUCCUUUUUCCCAUUCACUUCUUUAUUAUAACGCAUAUUUCUACAUAUAAAAAGUUUUGGUUCUAUCUUCGAGUUUUUUUUUUGUUCACUCAAUUUUUUUCAUCAAUUAUUUUCCUCGCCAAAACCGACUAUUCAAUUGAAACUUAUGAUCCGGUAUUAACACCGCAGUGAGAAAUAACGGGCAAGAUCCUAAUUUUCUCGACUAUUCCCACAAAGAAAUUCCGUCAUGGGAAAUUCUCGAGCUGUAAUAAAAUUAGAAGGAAAAAAAGAAGGAAACGGAGUCGAAAAGUAAUUAGGAUGGUGCAAAGUAUGGGUUGUAUAAUAUAAUGAAGUUGUCCGAGAUUGCAGCCUCGUUUAGCAUCGAGUAUAAAGUACAUGGAUUCAUAAUUUCAUGUGCUGUAUUAAGAGUACAUUAAAGCAAUGAUGAAUGUUUGAUAAUCGUUCGUACAAAAUCUGACCACCUGCAUAGACGUCGGGUUCAAUGUACCUUAGACACUAAAAAAUGUGCAGUACGUUUGUGAUAAAAUACAUUUUACGACCUACAAGUUCGGAAAAAUGGGAGAGAAGAAAAUAACAAAUGUAAUAAUUAAUCACUAAUUGAUAAUGAAGAAGAAUUCCAUGAGCCGAUUGCGUUAUAUCGUUAGCGUAGUUAGAUUUUAUAUGAUAAAAUAUCUGAGUAAAAAAAAAAAGAAAAAGGAAGAGAUAUUCAUAGAUUAUAUUUUUCGAAAAUAGGAUCUACACGGAGUUUUACGACUGUUAAUUGAUCAAGUAUUUAAGGGAUAGUCCUGAAAUGGCAAUUUUAGUCAAUUAUAGUGAUAUUAGUUCAGUAAUGAAACUCUAUUUAUAGACUUUUAUGCUCAUGUGUAGCUAGAAAUUGAUCCGUCUCUAGAUAAUUGAUAUUCCUGGGUGCUUUGAAUUCUGAAUAGAUAUUAAAUCUGCUAAAUAACGAUAAUGAAUAGCAGCUAGAAAUUAUCAAAUAAAUCUAAGAGGAUAGUAUGCAGCAAUAAGUGAUAAUAUAUUUUUAGAUCGUAUAUGAAAAAUAUUUUUCGUAAGAAUCUCUUCCAAUGUAUACCUGUAAUUCAUCUGCCAAAAAUUGUCUAUCGUCGAUUGAAGCGUGUUGACGUUAAUCUAUUCUUACGAUUCCUGUAUUAUUUCAUUUUCUAGAUCGCUUUCCAGGCGAAUCAUUUUAAUCGUCGAUAAAUUUUUCUUUCAUUUUUUUAUCACUUUUUUUUCUGUACGAUCUUCAAACGAUUAUCAUGUUGCCAAAUCGUUACCGAACUUUCUAUUGCAGUCAAGAUUACAACAUAAUUUAAUAGGAUUAUUUGACGUCCUCUAUAUUUUCUACGAAAUUAUAUAUUGUCAUCAUGUAAUAUGGACUUGACAAAAUAAAUAAUGAUUUUCUUCGAUUA